Messenger RNA from Prionailurus viverrinus (fishing cat), 3863 nucleotides. It is a transcript of the gene SLC35B3, whose product is annotated as solute carrier family 35 member B3. The transcript is spliced from 13 exons. Gene Ontology annotation, molecular function: 3'-phosphoadenosine 5'-phosphosulfate transmembrane transporter activity. Gene Ontology annotation, cellular component: Golgi membrane; endoplasmic reticulum membrane. Bases 1017 to 2126 code for a protein of 369 amino acids. Gene Ontology annotation, biological process: transmembrane transport. NCBI's taxonomy places the organism in Eukaryota, Metazoa, Chordata, Mammalia, Carnivora, Felidae. The record is from RefSeq and is a predicted model, not a curated record.
GGAGAGGAGAAGGAGGUGAUGGCGACCUGGGGAGGGGGAGACCGCUCCGUCUGGCAGGCGCCACCCGGGCUGGGGUCACCUUUUCAGGUGGCUUAACGGCUCUGGAGUGGACGUGUACCCCCGGCUCUUCGCCGUGUUCGGGACCCAGACCCUCCCCUCCCCAGAGAACCUGGACACAGCUUAUCUUCCUCAUCUAUAACGAGCGUGCGGCGAGGGGAUUGAGGGCAGGAUGGAGGGCGGGGAUGACUUCCUUUUUUAAAGAACGGAAACCUGGCACGGUUUCUAGGGAGGAGUGUGUGUCCCUCCUUGUCCCCUUUGCGCCCUGCGGCCGGCUAGAACCCCCUCAGGCCCCGGUCUGUGGACUCAGGAGUGAGGCCACUUCCAGGAGGGCCUUUUAGACUAGUGAGGGGCCUCUGGAGAACUGGCAGUCGCCUGGGUUCCCAAGACUGCUUUUGAGUGAAGAGCUACUUCCGGGUUCUGCGUUAAAGUACUUAGGGUCUUCUGCUGUCCAUCUGCUUUGCGGUGCAAGGGGAUCGUUCUUGCCAGAUGCUUUGUGGGAAAUUUCAGUGGAGAUGUCAAUAUUUUGGCACAGAUGUCCAAGAAGUGACAGUGCUGAAGGGAUUUAACUCUACAUGUCUGGCACAGAUCUGCGGCUCCUAAGAUUGCCAAUAGAUCAUUUGAAGCAUGAUUUAUAAAGAAAGUCAGAUCUCAAGGGUGUCCUGCAAGAUGUCUUAAAAAGUCUUAACUCAGAGAUGGCAGUGAUUGAAACAUAGUGUGGGAAGGAAGAACAAUAUAUAAAGAAGAAGAAACAGCUGUAUUGAGGUAUAAUUUUUAUACAAAAAAAAACUACACGUUUAACAUAACACAAUUUGAUGAGUUGGGACAUAUGCAUAUACCUAUGAUACCAUCACCUAAUAAUCAAGGACUUGGCUCAGCAAGCAAAAGAAACACUGAACAAAGGAGAGGAAACCAACAAAGAUAAAUUUGGAAGCACUGAAUGCAGCAAAACAAGAACAAUGGAUCUCAAGUUCAACAGUUCCAGGAAAUAUAUUUCUAUAACUGUCCCUCCCAAAACACAGACAAUGUCACCACACAUCAAGUCAAUAGAUGACGUUGUAGUGCUUGGCAUAAAUCUCAGCAGAUUUAACAAACUUACUCAGUUUUUCAUAUGUGUUGCUGGAGUUUUUGUAUUUUACCUAAUUUAUGGAUAUUUACAGGAAUUAAUAUUUUCAAUGGAGGGUUUUAAGUCCUUUGGCUGGUACCUAACUUUAGUACAGUUUGCAUUUUACUCCAUAUUUGGCCUAAUAGAACUUCAGCUUAUUCAGGACAAAAGGAGAAGAAUACCAGGAAAAACCUACAUGAUAAUAGCUUUUCUAACUGUGGGUACUAUGGGGUUAUCAAAUACUUCCUUGGGCUACCUGAAUUAUCCCACCCAAGUCAUCUUCAAGUGCUGCAAAUUGAUUCCUGUUAUGCUAGGAGGAGUUUUUAUUCAAGGGAAGCGUUACAACAUUGCAGAUGUGUCUGCUGCCAUAUGUAUGAGCCUUGGCCUGAUAUGGUUCACCCUAGCUGACAGCACGGUUGCACCAAAUUUCAACCUGACCGGUGUGAUCCUUAUUUCCCUGGCACUGUGUGCGGACGCCGUCAUUGGGAACGUUCAAGAGAAAGCCAUGAAACUGCACAAUGCUUCCAACUCAGAAAUGGUUUUGUAUUCGUAUUCCAUCGGUUUUGUGUACAUUUUACUGGGAUUGACAUGCACUAGUGGAUUAGGCCCUGCAGUAACAUUUUGUUCAAAGAAUCCAAUUCAGACCUAUGGUUAUGCUUUCCUUUUUUCCCUCACUGGGUAUUUUGGAAUCUCCUUUGUUCUGGCUUUGAUUAAAAUUUUCGGUGCACUUCUUGCUGUAACAGUGACAACCGGAAGAAAAGCAAUGACUAUCGUACUUUCAUUUAUGUUCUUCUCCAAACCAUUCACAUUUCAGUAUGUCUGGUCUGGUUUGUUAGUUGUCCUUGGUAUAUUUCUCAAUGUUUACAGCAAAAAUAUGGAUAAACUAAGACUACCAGCACUAUAUGAUCUGAUAAACAAAAUAGUGGAAAUGAGAAAGUCAAGGACGUUGGCACAAACCGUAUAGUGAGUGAUUCAUCCUGUUUAAAACAGAACUCGAAGGGAGUAACCAUCAAGUAAUUAACUUUCCAAAGGGAUUAUUAUAAAAACCAAAGGAUCUGAAGGCAUGCUACCCAUUUGUGGAUGGGUCACCUACGAAGUCAGCCUUUUCUUCAGGAUACUUGUUUAACCGUUUGACUUCUGAAGCAAUCAAGAGAGCCACAUCUGGCACGCCUUAGAAUCAAAUGUCAGUGUGAAGGACUGACAUUUCUUAGCAACCUGUUGAGAAUUGCACUGGAAAUGGACCAUGUUGCAAAACUAAUUGGAUAUCAUUAUGACAUAUCAAAGAAAUUGAUAUAAUAAUAUCAAUUAAUAGAUUGUUUUGUUUUCAUUCCAUUUUGGUGGUGUUAUUUAAAUGAUUCUCUGUUAUAAGAGUGAACUGAUGAUUUAAAGUCUAGAAAGAAUAACUUCAUUAUAAAUAAAAAUUAUUCUGUGAUUUUUUUAAAUAAAUGUGUUAUUAGAAUUCUGUUAUGAAGAGGGAAGUGAAGGUUGGAGUAAGUCUUUACAGAAACUUUAAAACUUAGGCUUUUCUCCGAUAAUUUAGUAGGAGUAUUAGAGGAAACGUGCUUUAAGUUUUCUGUGAAAUAUAGACAGCAUAAUAAAAGGAGUCAUCCUGCAACCUGUAAGUAUGUGUCGCAGAAAAAAUUGCUACUAUUCAUCAAAGAAGUGCUAAAAGAUUUAAUGAUUUGGAUUUUUUAAUUGAAGGGAAAAUAAUGCAUGCCUUAAAUUAUAAUAAAAUAAUAAAACCAUCAUAGUUUUUCUCAUAAAAGUGAAAUUUAAUUUGGCAGCUUAAAGAUUAAAUAGGGUAAACGUAAGAAACACAAGUAGAUUUUGCCAAAUUUGUACAGUAUCUUGUUUGCACAGUUUUGAGUAUAAACUCGUAAAGAUUUUGGCUCUUAUUUUGUAGCAGUUGAGUUUUGGAAUUGCUUCCACUGUAUUAAAAAAGUCCAAUUAAUCUUCAUUUUCAGCGUAAGUAAUGCUAGUUAAAACAGCUUAGUUUCUGUGUUAUUGGUGAUAUCACUUAUAUUUUGUGAGUAUAAUAUACUUGGAAUAUUAAUCUUGUUCUGAAAAUUCCAUUGUAUUCUGAUGGUAAUUUUAACCUGUUAUGUGCAUAUGUGGGUGUAACAGAGCCCGUGAUAAUUUAAGGAUCUAGCCAUAAGGAAUUCUGACUGAAAAUCAGUUACAUGUUAAAAUACUCUGAGGGUAUUUUUCCCCAAAUGGUAAUCAUUUUUUAAGUUUUCGUAUUUUAAAAUGAAAGGAAUCUUAAUUUAUAUUUCAUUAUCCUUUCUUAAACUCUUAAGACGGUAAGGAAAUUUGUGCCAUUAAAAAAAAUCAGUUUUCCCGAGUUCUUGAUAAAAGAUUAUAAUUUUAACUUUUCAAGGCAUCCUUUUAUGUACACGCUUUUCUAAUUUUUUUGUCUUUGCCUGUUAAGAAUUCCUCACCCCACCCCCCAAUUUUAAACAGCUGAGGACUGUUUAAAAAUUGGUUUGCCAGCCUAACCCUUUUACUCCCAUUUCCUUUUUUUACCUGCUAUCAGAUGGAAGCAAACUUCAUCUCACUUAUUUGUGUCCCUAGAGUACCCUUAGUGAAUAGUUUGAAAUACAGAAUACUUUUCUAUAGUAAAGGAAAUCAAUAUUUGAAUGUAUACUUUGUGUCAGGUUUUCUAAUAGCAUUCGUAAAUAUUAUGUGAUCCCAACAACCCACG